AUGGCUCUUCCCGAUAAACAAACAUUGCCUAAAGGACGAGAUCCUAAAAGCGGAAAAGCCACAGAUUCUCGCCACAACGCCACCAAACAAAAGGAUCCUAUGCGGUCAUAUGCACAAAUCCUGAAGUCGGAUCAAACCAGGGACAUAUUUGAUCUGAAAUCUCGCAACUCUGGUGAAACUUUUAAGAUUACCUACACUGGUAUGAAGCCUACCUGUAGUCGCUGUCAUGUCACUGACUGUGUCUUUGGUAACUGUCCUGUUAUGAGCCAACGAGUGAAGCACUGUCAUAUCUGCAAUAGCCCCAAUCACUUGCAAGCCACAUAUCCGGAAACCUGGUGGAACCAACGCAAGAAGGCUGCCAAGUUGAACACAACCCACACAUCACCACAUCAGCCGAAGGCCACUGACAAGGAGGCAGCACCUGUAGUACCUACAUCUGCUAAGGUAGACGAGAGUGCUUCUGACAAGGCGAAGGUUACUAAACCCUUUAUUACAGAAAUCAUUCCAGCAUCUUCUCAAGAAGCAACCAGCACCAAUUCCAACAUCACGGAAUCCUCUUCCACUGCUGGAGAGACAGCACCCAUUCCAUCUGGUGAUGAGGAUGGAAAGGACGUCGCUGUCACUGGGGAGGAGCAGCUCACCAAGGAGGUUGAAGCGGGUGAAUCUGAACAAGAGCGUUCAAAGGUUAUUCAGGAGCAACAGGGCGACACUGCGGAAGAUGAUUUUAAUGAUGAGAUGGAUGGUGAUGACGACGUUGAUGAUAGCGAUAUCAACAUGGAGGAAGCGGCCAAGGAGGCGGCAAGCAGCUCUAUACCUCUGGAUGAGGUUCUCCAGAAGAUGAGACGCCAACUCAGACUCCAACGUCGCAAGGCAAAGCAACUGCACAAGGACAACAAGGACAAGGCAUUACGCCCUCGUUACGGUGGAACGGCUUCAAAGAAGAAGGCUUCUACCAACCCCUCAUCACGUCAAUAA
Mucor velutinosus is the source of this 975-nucleotide messenger RNA. RefSeq lists its product as uncharacterized. The coding region runs from base 1 to 975 and encodes 324 amino acids. The transcript has a single exon. The record is from RefSeq and is a predicted model, not a curated record. NCBI's taxonomy places the organism in Eukaryota, Fungi, Mucoromycota, Mucoromycetes, Mucorales, Mucoraceae.